UGGGGGGUGAACCACACGAUCAAUGAGCUGAGCAAUGUCCCUGUGCCUGUCAUGCUAAUGCCAGAUGACUUCAAAGCAUACAGCAAGAUCAAGGUGGACAACCAUCUCUUCAAUAAGGAGAACCUCCCCAGCCGCUUUAAGUUUAAGGAGUACUGCCCCAUGGUGUUCCGGAAUCUCCGGGAGAGGUUUGGGAUUGAUGAUCAGGAUUACCAGAACUCAGUGACGCGCAGCGCCCCUAUCAACAGUGACAGCCAGGGCCGGUGUGGCACGCGCUUCCUCACCACCUACGACCGGCGCUUUGUCAUCAAGACCGUGUCUAGCGAGGAUGUGGCCGAGAUGCACAACAUCUUAAAGAAAUACCACCAGUUCAUAGUCGAGUGUCACGGCAACACCCUUUUGCCGCAGUUCCUGGGCAUGUACCGCUUGACCGUGGACGGCGUGGAAACCUACAUGGUGGUCACCAGGAACGUGUUCAGCCACCGGCUCACAGUGCACCGCAAGUAUGACCUCAAGGGCUCCACUGUCGCCAGAGAAGCCAGUGACAAGGAGAAGGCCAAGGACUUGCCAACAUUCAAAGACAAUGACUUCCUCAAUGAAGGGCAGAAGCUGCAUGUGGGAGAGGAGAGUAAAAAGAACUUCCUGGAAAAACUGAAACGGGAUGUAGAGUUCCUGGCCCAGCUGAAGAUCAUGGACUACAGCCUGCUGGUGGGCAUCCACGACGUGGACCGGGCGGGCCAGGAGGAGAUGGAGGUGGAGGAGCGGGCAGAGGACGAGGAGUGCGAGAACGACGGGCUGGGGGGCGCCCUGCUCUGCUCCUACGGCACGCCUCCCGACAGCCCCGGGAACCUACUCAGCUUCCCCCGCUUCUUUGGCCCCGGGGAGUUCGACCCCUCUGUUGACGUCUAUGCCAUGAAAAGCCAUGAAAGUGCCCCCAAGAAGGAGGUCUAUUUCAUGGCCAUCAUCGAUAUCCUCACGCCGUACGACGCGAAGAAGAAAGCUGCCCAUGCGGCCAAGACAGUGAAGCAUGGGGCGGGGGCCGAGAUCUCGACUGUGAACCCUGAGCAGUACUCCAAACGCUUCAACGAGUUCAUGUCCAACAUCCUGACGUAGUUACCUUCUACCUUCAGCCAGAGCCAGAGAGCCGGAUGUGGGGUCGGGGUCGGAAAAGGGAGACGGUGUACUGGGGCUGGAUGGGAGGGUGGGGAGCAGAGUGGGGAGUCGGGGGAGGGGAGGGCUUUGGCGAGGAGCCGGCAGCCCAGGACGGAAAGCCUAGUGGGGGAGAGGGGAGGUGCUGCGUGCCCACGUACUCACAGGGUGCACCUCACCUGCUCACCCUUGAUGUUCCCCCCAUUUGACCCAGGUUGAAAAGGGGUUUCCUUUUUGUUCCCUUGUCACCUCUUACAAUACCUUGGGGCUAGAGAUGACUUUGUGGGUUUCUGUGGGUUUUGUUUCUGCAAUCUUGUUGCUCCAGGUUUGCUCUUUGUAACGACAUAUGUUAUCACCCCAUCACCCUCCCCACCCCUGCCCUGCUCUGGGUUCCCUUCAAUUAAAGAGGCGCCCCACGGACCUGGCCAAGUGCUCUGAUGCCAGAGGACAGGAGGUCAGACACCUCAGCCCUGCUGCAUUGGAUCUCAUCUGGAUUAACGUUCUGAUUUUACGGAGUAUUGUGUACAGCUUCCUCCACCUUUUGCCUUGGAUGCAAGUGAAAUGUUACCGGAUUCCUCCAUGUAAACGCUGUGCUCCCGAACGAACGCUCCAACCCAACAUCGGGAAUCUUGGGUGAGGAGAGAUCUCGCAGGGGCGUGAGUUCAUCCUCAUGGGAUGGUUGGGGGUGGGGGUCGCAGCCGGGCUCUCGGACAGCUGGUUCUCACAGAACCCCGUGAACUUCACCCGCGCCCCUGGCCCCUGGCCUUCCCACGUCCUGUCUAUAAAGCCUGCCUCCCUCUGUGUCAAGAGGAACUAGGAAGUAUCUUUACGUACAGCAGGACCCCCAGACGCUGCUGGGUAUCAAAGGAGGCCUUGUGCGCUCCAUCCGUUUACUUCCUUCUGACCUUGGCCCGGGCGCCCUCCCUUGGAGUUGAGCUCUUCGCUGGGGCGCCUCUCCACGCAGAGACACCUCUUCAAGCGCCAGGGCCGCGUGUAGAUAAUCUGACGCUCUGUGCCUGUGGUCUGUCCCCUGGACGGUCCUGGCCAGCAGGGGGUGCGCCCCCCCACCUUGGAGGGUGGCACCCAACCCUGAGGUUGCUUCAGAGUCACUUGAGGAUGGGACCCAGGAAAUCCAAUUUGGAGGCUUGACAUGGGGAUCGACCUGGCCCCAGCUUUGGGGCUAUUUUCCUUGAUGCCCCCAUCUCGACCCCCGGGCUUCCUCGGGAGUGGCAUCCUGCAGCUUCCUUCAGGGUCUCCACCCCCCGCUGAACUACCCAGGUAUCAGAACUGAGCCACGUGUCAUUCUGGGAUGCCAUCCGCGUGGUCUGGUCUGGCUAGGAAGGAAACAGCCCUGUGUUGGGGGAGGUACAUUCCUCCAUCUUCUCACCCCCUCACCAGGAACUGGGGUUUUAGGAUGAGAUACGGUAAAACUUGUAGAUAAACCCACAGAUGCGAAGGAAGUUUGUGGAAACACUUGGAACGAAUGGAUUGGUUUCCUGUGGCUCCCUCCAAACUUGGCCGAGCUCAGCUUCUGGAGCAGGAGCCAGCACUGUCUCUGGGCCCUACCCGCAGCUUUUUGGUCAGGGAGGAAUGGAGGCAGCGUGUUGCACUCCCCUGGGGCCGCUGGAACCGUUCUGGAAGAGGCAAACGGAGCAGACAACCGCCCUGGGCCCCGGGAAGGGACCACAGGCAGCUCUGAACCGCAGCAGCAAGACCGCCGAGUGACUUGGGGAAGAACCUGGAACCCAGCGGCUCAUGGAGAAAACAAAUCUGACUUAGGAAGGGAUUAUGUAGGAAUAAUGUUUGGACUUGAUUUCCCCACCUCCUAAUCAAGAAUGAGAAUUCGGAUCUGCCCCUCGAGAGGCCCAGCAUCUUCAGAGCUUGGCCGGCUGUCCUUGCACAGCCGCCACAGCCUCGGGCUCCCGCCGGCUUCCUGCGUUUGGGCCGCUGAUCACGUUGCCAUCGUGUGUACGAACGUGUAUCGAACGUGUAUCGCGGUCCAUCAGUUCAAGAUGAGCUACCCGGUAUCUAACUCCUUUAACAUUGAGUUUUUGUGUUUUUGUGGGUUUUUGUUUUCUUUUCUUUUCUUUUUUUUGGUAUAUUGUUUACAUUUGAGAGUAGCAUUCUGUUUCAAAUGCUCUUUUUGUUUUUCUGACAGUAUUGUUGUUUGGGUCAAAACAUUUGAGCUGUGGUUGGGUGGAUUUUAGAUUUUUUUAAAAGGUCAUUCUCUGUGCUAUCUUCAAAUCCUUGGGUUUGGCCCUCUAAUUCUUUUGGCAUUCAGAUGUUCAAAAGCUAUUUAUCUUGGUUUAUACCAGUUUUCUUUUUCUUUUUGUAAUGAUGCAGGUAUAUUUGGUUUGUGGUCUGAAUGUGGAGAAAGUGAACUGAUCCCCAAGCUUUUGCCUGCCCCCUGUUCCUUUCUCUGAGCCCCACCGUUCCCUCUCUGGGCUGUAGAAGGCAUCCAAGGGCAAGGGACUAGCCUCAACCUUCCUCUCUGGAGCCCUGAAGAAAAGCUCCAGCAGUCUCACAGCACCCCAGAAUAAUUUGGGGUCUCCUAAGAACAAGGUGUAAGAAUAGGACAUGACCGACGGGGUCAAGCCUGGAGGGGAAGCCUGCGUGAGACUCCUCUCCAUUCCCUGCCUCGGCCACCUCGCCAGUCCCAGCUUCUCCCGUCCUGAAGCCUGUGGCUGAGCCACCAGCCUCCCAGGCCUCCCAGCCGAAGCGAGGGUUCUCUGAAAACCCCUCUUAGACCACUAGAUGAAGGCCUCUGGCCCUCAUUCCUUUUAAUGAACCACUGAGUCUUUAUCCCCCAGUGCAAGCUCCUUCCCUGUGCCCUGCGGUUUGGGGGUCCUGGGCAGAAGCCAGCAGUCCCAGGAGCAGACAAGCAGUGCUCCAUCUCUCCUUAUAUAGCUCAGGGCAUACUGGUCUGUGGCAGGUGCCGCGAGUCGCCCCUGUGGCUGUUCUCGGUGGCACCCCCUAAGUUCCCACCACAGGCAGCUCUUCCUCCCCUCUCCCUCUUCCUGCUUGUUUCUCUUGCCUGUGCGUUAGGCCUCGAACAGGUCCCCUGGUCGUGCUCAGGCUGAGGACUACGGACUCCUGCCCUAAUGACGUUCCCCUCUUCAGUCUGCCAGGACCUGCCCUGGGGAGGUGGACCAAAGAUCCGGGACUUUUCUCAGCAGCCAAUACCCCCCCCCCACAGUUGUCUUUUUACCAAUUCAAGUUUGGAGAGAAGAAAAAACUUCAGCGCUCCCUAGCAUUUGCACUACUCUGAGUGUUAGGGGCCAUUAGGGAUCUUAUGUUUUUAAACAGCCCUUACAGCUCUGGCGUGAGACCUGUGGCUCCCCCAGGUCUAGGGACCUCACUUCUUUCUGGCAGAAAUGGGGGGAGGGAGGCUCCAGCCUGAGCACAGGAAUCAUAGGGAAAACCCAUUUGAACUGCCCCCCAAUCUACCAGCCAUCUGCAGGGGGCAGUGACGUGGCCCACCCUCCCUUGGAGACGUGCCACACACGAAGAGCACCUCCAAAGGGGAGAGGAGACUCCGCUGUCCCCAGUGGGCUGUGCUGAGAUCCUUGGGAGGCUGGGGAGGAAACUUUCAGAGGAGCCCCUUCCCCCGCUCAGAGCUGUUUUGUGAGUUGUGAACCAGCAGCCUGUAGGGGGGAGGCCAGAGCUGCUCGGCACACCCGAACAUCCGAUCAGAUCAUUGUCAUCAAAAAAUGUGAAUGAAGCUUAGACUCACCUCGUGGGGGAGCGGGACACACUAGCACCCGUCAUGUGUACGUGACUUCUCGGUUUCUCACUGCGACCUCCAUUUUUUUAAAUAGGAAUUUUCAACCCCUUGUGCUUGUCUAAUGUCUGCUCAGAACAGUUUGAGACCCUGUUACUGUUUUAAAAUGCAUGCAUGUUAAGAUGAAUCUCCAACCCAAGGAACAAAUAAAACUCAGAAAUCUUUGUGUA
Molecule: messenger RNA, 5097 nt
Organism: Ailuropoda melanoleuca (giant panda)
Lineage: Eukaryota; Metazoa; Chordata; Mammalia; Carnivora; Ursidae
Gene: PIP4K2B
Product: phosphatidylinositol-5-phosphate 4-kinase type 2 beta
Exons: 10
Coding region: 52-1110 (352 amino acids)
Biological process (GO): phosphatidylinositol phosphate biosynthetic process
Cellular component (GO): plasma membrane
Molecular function (GO): 1-phosphatidylinositol-4-phosphate 5-kinase activity; 1-phosphatidylinositol-5-phosphate 4-kinase activity
Source: RefSeq, a predicted model, not a curated record